Messenger RNA from Didymodactylos carnosus, 3531 nucleotides. The record is from the annotation of a GenBank genome assembly. Lineage: Eukaryota; Metazoa; Rotifera; Eurotatoria; Philodinida; Philodinidae.
AUGGAUCACGGCAACUACUGGCAGCUAAAAAUAAGAAAUGUUUUUGAAGUAAAUCCAAAAAUGAGUAAAACUAGUGUGAAUGACGAUUUGACCGGUACAGACAAAAAUGAUGUACCAUCUCAGACAACAAAAUCACAUGUAUCAUUCGAUGAUCAAAUUAAACUUCAUGAAUCACCAAGAAGAGAUCUAACAAUGUCUGAAACAAGUCCACUACAAUCAUCGACAGAUGAUAGUCCAUAUGUUAAAGUGAAAAUAAAUGAUGAAAGUAUUUAUGAGGAAUAUGAUCAUCGUCCUCGAACUGUAUUAGAACAACUUUACAAUUAUAAAGGAGGAAUUGUACCAGAUGCUACAGAAGCAGAAAAACCUCCGACUGUUCAACAUCGUUCAGCAAAUUUAGGAACAAUACUUGGCGUUUAUCUACCAUGUGUACAAAACAUAUUUGGUAAAUUAUUUUGGUUAGUGGGAAUUGGUGGAGCAUUACAAGCAUUAUUAAUUACAUUAUUAACAGCUAUUUCUAUGGCUGCUAUUGCAACAAACGGAAUUGUACCGGCGGGUGGAGCUUAUUUCAUGAUUUCAAGAUCAUUAGGUCCCGAGUUUGGUGGUGCUGUGGGAAUUUUGUUUUAUUUGGGAAACACAUUUGCAUCAUCGAUGUACAUUGUUGGUGCUGUAGAAAUUAUUGUUAAAUAUAUGUGUCCGGAAAAAUGUCGUUUGUUCGGUGAUGAUGUGGAAAAGCCAUCGGUCGCUUUUAAUCAUUAUCGUAUUUAUGGAACAAUACUGGUGUUACUUAUUGGCGGAUGUGUUCUUUUGGGAAUUCGAUUUGUUAGUAAAAUAGCACCAAUUAGUCUCGUAGCAGUUCUCGUAUCAAUAUUAGCCAUUUAUGCCGGUGUUAUCAAAAGUUCGUUUAAUCCACCUGAUUUACCGAUCUGUGUUGUUGGUUCGAAUCCACCACAUUUAAUUAAAUCCAAUGUGUUACGAAAUGAUGUUCGAAGAUAUUGUAAAAGGGAUAAAUUUUGUACGAAUAGUGACAAUUCAAGUGAAAUCUGUCCAUUGUAUGCGGCUAUAUGUAAUAAAUCAACAAAUACAUUAUGUAAUGACGAAAAUUUGAUGUCACAUUAUCGUCGUGAAGGUGAAAUUGAAGCUGGAGUGAAAGGUGAUGAUACAUUUGAAGUUGUUGCACAAGAAAUAACAACAUUUUUAAUAUUAGUGGGAAUUUAUUUUCCGUCCGUCACAGGUAUUAUGGCAGGUUCAAAUCGUAGUGGAGAUCUACGUGAUCCAGGAAGAAGUAUUCCGCGUGGAACGAUUAGUGCUAUUUUAACAACAUCGGCUAUUUAUUUGUCCAAUGUUAUUUUUAUGGCUGCAUGUGCUCGUGGGAUACUAUUGCGUGAUAAAUUUGGUGAUAGUAUCAAUAAACAAUUAGUUGUGGCCGUAUUAGCUUGGCCAAAUAAAUGGGUUAUCAUGGUUGGUGCAUUUUGUUCAACUGUGGGUGCUGCACUUCAAACAUUGACUGGUGCUCCACGAUUACUUCAAGCUGUUGCAAAAGAUGAUUUAAUUCCAAUAUUACAACCACUUGCUAAGAGUUUUCGUGGUGAACCAGUUCGUUCACUGAUGUUAACAUUGUUCAUAUGUGAAUGUGGCGUAUUAAUUGCAGAUGUUGAUAAAUUAACAGCUUUAUUAUCAAUGUUUUUUAUCAUGUGUUACGGUUUUGUUAAUCUUGCUUGUGCAUUACAAACAAUUUUAAAAUCGCCUAGUUGGAGGCCAAGAUUUCGUUUUUAUCACUGGCUAUUAUCAUUAAUUGGAUUAUUCCUUUGCAUUACAAUUAUGUUUAUAGCAUCAUGGUAUUUUGCUUUGAUUGCCAUGUUAAUUGCUCUAGUGAUUUACAAAUAUAUUGAAUAUAAGGGUGCUGAAAAAGAAUGGGGUGAUGGAGUUAGAGGUCUUUCCAUGUCAGCUGCUCGUUAUGCAUUAUUUCGAUUAGAUGAAGCACAACCACAUACAAAAAAUUGGCGUCCACAACUACUAGCUUUUAUUGGAAGUCAGCGUAAUGAGAACGAUAAUACGUAUGAAUUAAGACAUCCAAGAUUAAUGAAUUUUCUUUAUCAACUGAAAGCUGGACGUGGAUUUGUUGUGGCUGCAAGUAUUGUUGAAGGCGAUUAUUUGGAUAAACAUGAAGAUAUUGCACCAUUAAGAAAAUUGAUAAAAGCCGAGUUAAUUGCAGCAAAAGUACAAGGAUUUGCUGAAGUAUUAGCGGCACGUGAUGCUGAAGAUGGAAUAUCAGCAUUAAUACAAACAGAAGGUUUGGGUGCAUUGAGACCAAAUACGAUUGUGUUAUGUUGGCCGGUGAAUUGGAAAAAAGACUAUGAAAGUUAUACGGCUGAAGCAUUCGUGAGAACAAUAGCAAUUGCUGAAACAAGAAAUUGUGCUGUUAUUGUACCAAAAAACAUCGACAACUUUCCUGAUAAUAAGCAGAUUCAAGAGGGGACAAUCGAUAUUUGGUGGAUUAUUCACGAUGGUGGUCUAUUAUUUUUAAUUGCAUUUUUAUUAAAACGAACAAAAGUGUGGGCCAAAUGUCGUCUACGUUUAUUUACGGUGGCACAGCUAGAAGAUAACAGUGUCGAAAUGAAAAAAGAUUUGGAACAGUAUAUGUAUCAGUUAAGAAUUGAAGCUGAAGUUGAUGUCGUGGAAAUGGGAGAUCAAGAAAUAUCGGCGUAUGCGUAUGAACGAACGUUAAAAAUGGCUCAACGUGUUCAAUUGUUAAAAGAUCUGAAACUUCAACAGAAGGAAUUACAGUUGCAGGUAAAAUAAAUUUGAUUUGUUUUUAUAAAAUGAAAGCUGGGGCUAUUUUCUUAACAUGUACAUUACUAAAUUUGACUAUUUUUGGGUUUUGUUUCAAAAUCAUCUAUUUUUCUAGGCUAAAGGCUUUGAACGUCGUGCAUCUAAGGUGAAGUUUUAUUUGAGAAUGUUUAUGUAAUUAUUUAAUUAUCCACAAAUAAUGUUUUGUCUUGUACUAAUAAAAAUCCUGUGUGCUUAUAUUUAAACUAUAGUAUAAACUUUUAACACAAUUGUUAUUGUCUGUGAUCUGUAUAAAUAAAAAAAAUAAAUAAAAAAAAUGCAAAUUGAGAAGAAAAAGAUAUUAUAAUUUGCUUAUUUCUUUCAUAAAGAAUGAAUAUUUAAACAUUAUAAAGUUAGCAUGAAUGUUUCUGAUUAUUAUUAUAUCUUGCAUGUUUCUUUUUGUGCAUGUCAGUCUUAAUAAUUUUUUCCCUAGACGGAAUAAAUUAGCUAAUUCAAAUGUGAACGAUGAUGAAGUCGAGUCUUAGAGGUGCAGAAAAUCCCCGUUUGCUCCGUUUGGCUAUUGGAAAAUUCUUUUUAGAAAAAACUUCAGAAAAAUACUUGUAGUAAAACGCAUUCUGACAAUUUUUUAGAAAUUUUCGUAUUAGAGGAAAGUUUUUCAUUCUUACGGGUAGAUUCUGCACAUCUGUUGAGUCUACUAGAUGCUCCUAGUUUUAGAAUUAAAUCCUCAUCAAUUAUUUUCUCUGU